CCUCUUCUGCAGCGGCGCUGGGGCGGUGACGUAUGGCCCCGUGGUGGAGGCUGAGAUUAGCCUCGCAAGUCAACGUCGCUGCAUGUCUCCAUCGAUGAUCUCCUUUUUUCUUUUAAUUUCCAUUGCGCGGGGGCAGAUAUUACAGAACUGCCUUCAUAAUAGCAUCUUGUUGGCGACCUGACACGACGCAUGUACUGUUUCAAAGCGAAGAUCCACACUUUCUGAGCCCCUCCGUCUUGCGCCCCUCAUCUCAUUGUCACCUGCGCAGAUACCUUACCUUUCUCAAAUUUUUCGUCCCACGCCGCGCAUACCACAUCAAGAGCUUCAUCACUACUGGUAUCAGCAACAGAAUUCUCCCGCUUUCCUUCAUCUCAGAGUGUAGCUCCGGCCUAGUGAAAAUUGUGCCACUUGCAGAGGGUGGACGGUGUCUAACUAGUCCGUGUGACUGCGAUAGUCUGCAUGGCUUACGAUGGCUUCCAGAGAAGCUCGAGUCCGUACGACCAGGCGGGCAAUAUAGGCCAAACAGAGUCCAGUGGUUAUCGUUCUUCGACCUACCCUCCUCCUUAUCCUUCACAGUACGGCCCUGAUCGGUUGAACAUGCCGCAGCCCCAAGUGCCUCCGGUGGCUCCGUCGUCAACUCAAGGCCAAUAUACGGAGUCACCUCAGCAAUACUCCUGGUAUCAGCAGCCAUCCACUGGAACUAUCAAUGAGGCUGUCAGCUCGGCUUUCCACAAGGUUGACACGCCCACCUAUCUAUCGCCAGAAGUCUUGUCCCAAAUCACUGCGACCGUGAUUCAACAGCUCAAAGCAACUGGUCUGGAUAACGUCCAAGCUCAGCAUCCACCUCAGUCGCAGCAACCAUCGCCACAGCCGCCAUCCGGUCCGACGCCGUCACAGUGGGCGCCUCCGCCUCCCAGCUCUGCUCCCAAUUACAAUUUUAAUGAGUAUGAAUCGCCACCUCCUGUACCACCAAAGCCAUCUUCGUCGCAACCGGUUGCAGUCUCCGACACUCCCGACUACCAGCAGUACUCCCAACCCGGUACAUUUCCGAGCAGCGCUCAAUCUAGUGUACGACCUUCCCCCGUACCUCCCGUCGAGAGAAGGGAGUCGCCGUAUAGCCAGGCAAGCGAUCAAGGCCAGAAAAUGGAAGCACGCCCAAAACCACCGUCGAGGGAAACAACCGUGACUGAGAUGACAACAUUGGAGAAGAUAUGGGGCAAGCUCUUUGAAGAAGGCAAGCCAACCAAGAGACUAGGCCAGCUCUUGCGCGGCAUAGCAGUCCAUCUGAUCGAGGACUACCCUCCAGGUAACACUAUCGUGGUGGUUCCCGAGAAGCUGCAGAAGUUCUACGAGGAUACGAAAAUCGCUUCAGACCUCUACCCGUGGCAAGAUAUCUUCGAUGACCGCACGUCUUCAAUCUCAAGGUUGUUCCGUGAAGUGGAAGCCGAACAUCAUCUUGUUCAGGCUAAACUGAACGAGCGGCCAGAUAUCCCAGGCUUGACGCCCCGAGGUUUCGAGCGCUGGGCUACCUUGAUGAUUCAAGCGCACCCCGACAAAGAAUACGAACGGUUGCAGAAGGCAGUCCUGAACAUGCCUAUCAGCAACCCAGAUGACAGACGAGAAAGGUUUCCAAAGGAGAUUCCUCGCCGGCUAUUCCCCGAGGCACCGAAUCUUACCGUUAGAGAUGAGCUCGAUAAAUUCAUCGCGAAGCAUUGUGGUGUCGACUUGCCUCCAGUCACCGAGGAGGAGCUCAAGAAGGUUGCCGCACACCGCCACAAGAUGUCUACAAGCUCAACUGCAUCGGCCGCUGAGACAGCUCCUUCGGUGACAGAACGAGGCCGUCAGCAGCAGCAGCAGCACCAGUCGCCUUCAGCCAUAAUAGAUGACGACGAGGUAGAAGUUCCGCCUCGACCGAUUGAGCGUGAGAGGAAGCCAUAUAGUGUGCAGCCGGGAGGAGGGAAGGUAUAUGAAGAGCCAGGUGGCUCUUCCCACCGACACAAGGACUCCUUCUCCACUGGUUCUCGCUCCAAAGAGGGAUCGGUCCCUCCUGUCUCCCGCAAAGCAUAUGAUUCAUACGGCCAGGACCCUCUGUACCCUCGUGCGGGCAGUUCCGGAUCGCAGCGUCCAAUAAGUACACAUGGCCGGGCACGGAGCUCUUCUCGAGGUGGACAUGGAGGAGGUGACUACAGACAUUCAGAGAGUGACCUGCUGUCCGGCUCGUACAAUGGUGGAUCUCGGUAUUCUGGCCUCUCUGGCAGUGAUUACUACACCGCGUCAUCCACUCUUCCUGGAGAUAUCAUCGAAGAUAGUCGGCGGUACCGCGAGAGUGAUGACCCGAGGCUGUACGAGUCUGUUCGGGAGAGGGAAAAGGAGCGCGAAAAGAGCAAAUAUCAUGACCAUCUUCCUUCCCGAAGCAGCUGGGCUAACGAGGAAGAAUACUACCGUGGCUUGCUCGGCGGUCAGGGUGGUGGCCCAGUCAGUGGCAGCGGUAGCGGGUACGAUUACAAGACAUAUACCUACAAAUGAUGGACUUGAGGCAGAUUGUCUUUGUUCAAAGACAGACUUCAUUACUAUCUCGGCGUUCUCCAGUCCUCUAAGAUACCUCUGUUUGAUAUGACAUGAUAGUGUUAGUUUUUGGCUUUCAUUCUUUGCAGCUCAUGACUUACGUGUAACGAUCUGCUGAUAUGCA
Molecule: messenger RNA, 2689 nt
Organism: Aspergillus novofumigatus IBT 16806
Lineage: Eukaryota; Fungi; Ascomycota; Eurotiomycetes; Eurotiales; Aspergillaceae
Exons: 3
Coding region: 460-2526 (688 amino acids)
Source: RefSeq, a predicted model, not a curated record